This is a messenger RNA of Apis laboriosa (Himalayan honeybee), 1601 nucleotides long. RefSeq names its product RNA-binding protein cabeza-like. The transcript is spliced from 8 exons. Gene Ontology annotation, biological process: regulation of DNA-templated transcription. The coding region runs from base 114 to 1352 and encodes 412 amino acids. Gene Ontology annotation, molecular function: RNA binding; transcription coregulator activity. The record is from RefSeq and is a predicted model, not a curated record. NCBI's taxonomy places the organism in Eukaryota, Metazoa, Arthropoda, Insecta, Hymenoptera, Apidae. Gene Ontology annotation, cellular component: nucleus.
GUAGUGGAAUACUUCUGAACUCUGACUGUUCAUAUUCGUUGGAAAGUCGCUUCGUUCCCGCCAUUACGUGCUUUUUCUGCCGUGUAGUAACUUGAUUACCGGAGGAGGGCACGAUGACGGACACUCAAUACUCAAAUUAUCAACAACAGGGGUACAAUCAGUACAGUCAGCCACCACCUUCUGGUGGUCAGGAUACUUCGUAUCCACCACCUUCUAGCGGUGGUGGUGGUGGCUACAAUCAAUAUAGUCAACCACCACCAAAUAGUGGCAGCAAUUAUGGCAGUUACAACAGUUACAAUUCCAGCGGUGGUCCAGACUACAAUCAAUCACAAGGUCAAAAUAGUUACAACCAAAAUAGUUAUGGCAGUGGAGGCGGUUCUGGAAAUAGUGGCAGUAGCAAUUAUGGUGGAAAUUAUGGGCAUGGAGGUGGAGGAAGUGGCUAUCGUAAUAAUUCUGGUGGAGGUUAUGGUGGAGGUCAAGGAGGAGGUGGUAGCAGUAGAUAUGGAGAUCGUGGGGGAUACAAUGACCGCUCUGGCGGUAGUUACAACAGUGGCGGUGGCCGUGGUGGUUAUAACAAAGGGGGCUAUGGUGACCGUGGUGGUGGCAACGAUGGAAUGGUUACACAAGAAGAUACUAUUUUUGUAUCUGGUAUGGAUCCUUCAAUUUCAGAAGAAGAAAUUUGUCAACAUUUUGGAGCUAUAGGUAUAAUCAAACAUGAUAAGCGAACAGGAAAACCUAAAGUAUGGAUGUAUAAAGAUAAAAACACUGGUAAAUCAAAGGGCGAAGCAACUGUAACUUAUGAUGAUCAAAAUGCUGCACGUUCUGCAAUAGAUUGGUUUGAUGGGAAAGAAUUUAAAGGCAAGAAAAUAAGAGUACAAAUUGCCCAACACAAAAGCAAUUGGCAGGGUAAUCGAAGUGGUGGAAGUCGUGGUGGUGGUGGCCGAGGUCGUGGAAGUGGUGGUUUUGGAAGCCGUGGAGGUGGCGGUGACAGAGAUGAUCAUCAUCGUGGUGGUGGUGACGAUCGUCGCGAUGGAGGUGGUCGAGGAGGAGAUUGGAGAUGUCCCAAUCCAGAAUGUGGUAAUACAAAUUUUGCUUGGAGGGAUCAAUGUAAUCUUUGUAAAAGUCUAAAACCAGAAGGUGCUGGUGGCAGUGGUAGUGGAAGAGGCAAUCGUGGUGGCGAUCGGGGUGGCCGAGGAGGUUUCAGAAGUGAUAGAGGUGGACGGGGUGGUGAUAGAGGUGGUCGAGGAGGUUUCCGUGGUGGAGAUAGGGGAGGAAGAGGUGGUCGAGGUGGUCCGAUGAGAGGUGGUGGAGGCCGAGGAGAUAGAGACAGGGAUCGUCAGCGGCCGUAUUAGGCACAAUUUAAAAAGUGAUUAAAUCACUUAUUGAUGUAUUGUACACAGUUUGUACACAAUUUCAACGUAUGUAAAUUUUUCAUGACCAUGUGUUAAACUCACUAUCAUCGAUUUGUUUUCUCAUAAUUUUUUAUAUUCACGAAAAUCGAUGCGUAACAUGUAAUUUUUGUUUUAUAUGCACAUGUAAAUGAUAAUCAUAUGUGUAAAGUUACAUUUUAAUAAAUAAGACUUCAAUCCUGUAACAUCAAA